Messenger RNA from Lindgomyces ingoldianus, 4185 nucleotides. RefSeq lists its product as uncharacterized. The transcript is spliced from 12 exons. The record is from RefSeq and is a predicted model, not a curated record. Bases 1 to 4185 code for a protein of 1394 amino acids. Lineage: Eukaryota; Fungi; Ascomycota; Dothideomycetes; Pleosporales; Lindgomycetaceae.
AUGGCAGGAACUCCUGGCUCAAGGUCUGGAGGGGACAUUUCUCAGUCCUUUAAUUGGCUCAGCCGAGGCUCUCGGGGGACUGCGUACAUAAGCUACGCUCACUUCUCUCAUCUUCCGGCAUCCUCAUUUGAUUUUGGUAACAACGGAUACGCCGGCUGCUGCAAUUAUGGAGGCGAACUGCUCCAUUUCUCUUCACCAUCUGAUCGACAUGGACUGGUAUUUGCGCGAGGCAAAUUUUCAACUUCUUUGUAUUCCGUACUUGCUAGAAGUCAGCGCAAGGUUGGGGGACCAUCCACUUUUGGGCUUGAACUAACCCAACACACUUACCAACCCGAAGGGAAUUCCGGCGACCCUAAAGAAGAAUCGAUGUUCCGUCUUGGAAACAUGCUUGACCGAGGGUGUUUCAAUUACCGAUGGCCAUUCAACGAGUAUUCCCUUCUCGGCAAGCAACUAGCUACUAGAAAGGAGCUCUAUCAAAGAAUGGAGAGACAGGAAAACCAAAGCUCAAACCAAGGGAAAGAGAAUAUCCUAAGUGGGGAAAAGGAACACAUUGCUGAUGAGGACUCGGAGACGGGUACAUACGCGGUAUUCUCAUUCAUCAAGGACGGCAUACUCUACCAAGUUCUGCGCAUAGAGCAAGGCUGUUGGUCGGAUUCAAUAUCUAAUAUAUGUUAUUCGUUCCCCGAGGAGAGCCUUAUAUCCCUAACGAUUGGGGGUCCGUUACUUUUCCAACCCUUCGAUACUCCGAUGACAUCAGAUGAGUGUGCCAAGACGGGAGAGAGUAGGGAUGAAAGUAGCAAGAGCGAACGAGGCCAGAGGGUUCCAAAAAUGCGACUUGUGCCAGCUCAACUAGCACCUGGGAUGACUCAACCUCCCCCAGAUACUUGCGUGCAAUAUUUAGACCCGGUCAGUGGGAUCGGAUUAGAAGCAGUGGUGUAUCGAAUUCUUGGAGAACAGCCCGUACCGCUUCCACUAGUUGUCUCAGAUUCAGUAGAGGAUAAUGGGUGUGAAUCAAGCGAUUCAAAAGAUGGUGGUGGAAAACUAGCUGCAUGCCGUGCUCUUCACCGAUUGUCUUUCAAGAAUGGCCUAUUCGAAAAGCAAAGUGCAACCUUCAUCGCAGCCUUCCGUCUAUUCGAAGGGUCGCAUUGGGUUACGGCAAGUUGGCCCAAUGUCCCAUCGUCACAAGAUAUCUACGAAUAUGUUGGUGCCAGCCCACCAAAAGUGAGCGAUGACACUUCAAAAAUUAUGUUUAAAACUGGGUCCAUGUGGGAAACCAUCUUCCUCGAGCAAUAUCUGCGACCUGAUUUUCCCGGUCGACUUCCUGAAGUCAGUCUGAUCGGUCGCUGUUUUGAGAAGAUCAUGCAGGUCGACAUGGUCCCUAUCUGGUCGUUUGAGACCGAUGAACCAAUAUUGCCUUUUGCUCUUAUUAGUAAUAUCUUCAUGCAUCCGGAAGUCAAUUUCAAGUCAUUGUUCUGGAAGAUUCGAUUCCUCACUAAAGUCUACCAUUUCCUCUCUAAGAUUGCUGAACCCUUCACUGCGACCAACUCGGCAGUCAACGAGAACCUCCAGUCGAACAGAACAGAUAGAAACGAACAAGGCAACGAGAUAUAUGAACGUGGCAGCAGAGUGGAUGAUGGUGGUGGUAUGCCUCCUUUAGAUUUUGAUGCAGAGGAUAUACUUAUAAUGAGAUAUAUCGCUCAGGAGCAGCUAGGUCGCAUUAAAGGUCGAAUUAAAGGGAUCGUCUAUUUCCUGGUCCAAGUACUUGAUCCAGAUGGCAGCCUGAACAGAACGAUUGGUCUCUUCAAAACUCAAUCUUCAGCAGACGAAACUGAUUCCUACUAUAUUAUGAUUACCCUCUGGUAUGUCGUCAGGAAUCUUCCUGAUUUUGACUGGCCUAGAGCUCGCAUGCGGAAUAUUAGCAAGGCAAAUACUAAAAUGCCACCGCUCCCCGCCGACGACAACAAGAACUUUGGGGAAAUGAACAAGGAUAAAAUACCGCUCCUCCAAUGGUAUCACCAUGGCUCUAUCUUGCAACUUUGCGGGAAGGGAUUUCUUUCGAAAUCUUGGGAAGAGAACGGGUUGCGCGCGAAGAAAGUGCAUCGACUGAGAAAUGCAGCUUGGAUCACCUCAGCAAUCAAGAUAUCAAGAUCACCAUAUUGCGCUAAUGACGAAAUCUUUGACCGGCUUUCUUUCUUAGGACAUGAAUUGGGCUUGGAAGAGCUCGAGGGUUCCGCCUCUACUAUUGCAAAACUCUCUAUGAAGCGCAUCAAGGAGCGUGACUUCACGAGAUAUCUCAACCCUGGGUGGCUAUCGCCACAAGAGGAGGGGUACAUCGAGGGUCCGUGGGAGGUACAUGCUCUCUGUCACCACAGCCGAUUGAUGACCCUGAGCCUGGAAUACCACUAUUCGGAAGACCGGAAGACUUUGGAGCAGAAGGCGGAGGAAGUUGAGUUGUACAAAAAGAAAUGCCACUUCAUCAACUCAGAAGCGACCCUGGUUCCGUGUUGGGAGAGGUCACAUUUAAAAGCACGCCAAGGGUGGAUUCACUCAGAGGCGUCAUCGGUCCUUGCUUCAACCCUUUUAGAUCUCCACGAAAAAUGCUUGUAUGAUCCUUCAUGCUGCGUCAAGUCGACCAGCCCCCUGACAGAUCAAACGAAAGUUCUCAGUUCUCCCUGGCUACCCGGAGGCCAAAGCAAUGUUGGGCAGGAAAUGAAAUACAUUGGGGACUUCAUGAGUAAGCAGAUCAAGGCCCUUGGGGGUUUCGCUGCUGAAGGUAAUUUGCCAACCCCGAUCGAGUGGGUUAAGACUUGGAAGCCUCCUCAACGAUAUCACCCGGAUGCCUUCAUUCAUUCGCUUGACGAUACACCCGCUUUAUAUCAGGCUUGGAACCUGAAGAAGAGUGUCAGAGUCCCUGUCCCACUCCAUAAAUAUAUGACUCUUCCAGAAGACUUGGAAAAGGAAAAGCCCGAAGGUUUCAUAAAAAAAGACCUUGAAGUUUUGAAGGAGUUGAAAUCCAUAUAUGUAGUGGAUAUUGUUGAAGACGGAAUUGGUAAAGAGUCUCCGGGAUUGCUUGGUCGUCUAGUUGCUUCUGCUGCUACCGAUGACGAGGAUGAGCUAGUUCGUAGACUCUAUGACAGCAUGUCCGCCAUCGAUUGUUAUCAGAAUCCUGAUGGCCAUAAUCGUUCGGACUCGGGAGCCUUCCAAAAUGGUAAACGUAUUUCCCUUCCCUCGGAUUUCAAACGGGUAGUCGAAACUUCGGGGCCAGAGGAGAAGGCGAGGGACCAUAGAACACUUCUUUCUUGUUGUUUUGAGUUGCGAGUGUCGUCUCUGAUGCUCUCAACAAACGACUUUGGAGACUUCAGCCAAUGCUUCAUUAUCUCAGAGCUCAUUGGAUACCCUGAACUGAAGAAGCUUGGGGAAGAGGGACAGAAACUAUGGCAGAGGUUCAUCCAUCAACCUCAAACUGGGAGAUGCCUGGUGUUCUUCCUAGUACUUGGUAAACUAUGUCAAGAAAUUGCUAGGCAAUACCGGGGGGCUGUCGAUGUCAUCAGCUCCACCCUCAAUCUUGAUGGUCUGUUUUCAAGCAAAAAUAAGGGCCAAGAAGACGACCGUGAAGUUCAUAAGUUCCAGCUUGGACUCUGGAGUUUAGAGUCUCUGUACAAACUCCAAUAUAGCCUCAGGGAAUCGCUUGAGAGUGUAACGAGCGCAAAAGAACAGCUGAUGGUUCAGAUCAAAUACGGUCCUGGCACCCGAAGUGAGCCAUUGGAACGGAUGUGUCAGGAAAGCAUAGACAUCUUCGAAAGCUGCCUGUUAGAAUUGACUUCAGUUGCUGCGGAUCUAGAGCGCGAUAUUGAGCUUAACAGUCGCUACAAGGAUGCAUUCGAGGCCGUCCUGGCACUGACCGACAGUCGUACCUCAUUAAGUCAAAAUGACAUAUCUCUCAACCAAAAUCGCACGAUUCAGAGGUUGACCUAUUUAACCAUCGGGUAUCUACCCUUGGGGCUGAUAGCUGCGAUAUUUGCCAUCCCAGGGGAACAGCGGGUGGUCCAUGAGAGUAUGGGUCUGAAGUGGUUCAUUGGCAGUAUACUGGUGCUAUUGGCAUUCACCUCCGUAAUGGCUGUUCUCAUAGGUCGUAUCGGAAGUAUAUUGGAAGCCGUGGGUUGUUCGAUAAGCUCUGCUGUGUAA